Messenger RNA from Synchiropus splendidus (mandarinfish), 5216 nucleotides. It is a transcript of the gene synrg, whose product is annotated as synergin, gamma. Gene Ontology annotation, cellular component: clathrin coat of trans-Golgi network vesicle. The record is from RefSeq and is a predicted model, not a curated record. The coding region runs from base 22 to 4371 and encodes 1449 amino acids. The transcript has 24 exons. Gene Ontology annotation, molecular function: protein binding. NCBI's taxonomy places the organism in Eukaryota, Metazoa, Chordata, Actinopteri, Syngnathiformes, Callionymidae.
CUGCUGACUGCUGUGACCAAGAUGGCGCUGCGGCCAGGAUCCGGUGGAGGCAGCAGUUUUAUGUAUCCCGUCGGAGGAGGCCUGGGACCACCACAAGGUAUGGUUCCCAUGCAGCAACAACAGCAGCCGCAACAACAGCAACAGCAGCAGGGCUUCCCAAUGGUUCAGCUCAUGCAACCCAACAUGCAGAACAUGAUGGGUAUGAACUUUGGGGGGCAGAUGCCUCCUGGUGCCAUGCCAAUGCAGGGUGGCAUGGCGAUCGGGAUGCAGACUCCCGGGAUGCAGUUUAUAGGUCAGCCACAGUUUAUGGGAAUGAGACCGGCCGGGCCUCAGUACACAGCGGACAUACAGAAGCAGAUGGCCGAGGAGCACCAAAAACGCCUAGAGCAGCAGCAGAAGAUGCUGGAGGAGGACAGGAAAAGAAGACAGUUUGAAGAGCAGAAGCAGAAGUUGAGGCUUCUCAGUAGUGUCAAACUGAAGACUGGAGAGAAGAGCCGGGAUGAUGCUUUAGAAGCGAUCAAGGGCAACCUGGACGGAUUCAGCCGAGACGCAAAGAUGCACCCUACACCAUCGUCACAGUCCAAGAAGCCAGACUCAUCGUCAUCACACCUGUCUGUCACCACUCACUCCUCCCCCUUAACUUUGUCCGACGACAAUGAUGAAUUUAGUGACUUUCAGGGGUCGGCUAAUGCCCCAAACUCUUUCCCUCCCUCUUCUUCCUCCCCAUUUGGACACUCCCCUCAACCCCCCGUCCUGCCUUCCACCUCCACCUCCUCAAGGACAGGUUUCACUGAGGAUGAUGAUGAAUUUAGUGACUUUGUUCAGGGCCCCAUAAACGCACUUUCUUCCUCGAACUUCCUAGAUGCCUCUCAGGCCCGUGUCCAUCCUUCGCCCCCCUCCUCUUCUUCCUCUUCUGCCCUACAGUCCAUCCCUUCCUCUGUGUCUAUUGCCACUGCUGUCAACACCAGCACCCAAUCUGCAUUUCAAGGCCCCUCCCUGGAAGAGAAGCUGUUCUCCUCAUGCGAUCUCAAGGCUGAUAAGAUGGCUCAGGUUAGCUUUAAGUCCAAGCAGAGUUUGGCUGAAAUGGCUCCCAGAGCUAAAGUGUCAGCCCAGUUUCAGUCCAGCAGUAAGGCCAGGAACUGGAGUGCCACCACUGCAGACUUGAGCUCUGUCUUUGCAGCAGAGAGUCUACCUGAAGCCCCGGUGUCUGCACCCACCAUUUCCCCAUCACCGGCUGACUCUUCCACUCAAAACAGUAGUGACAGUGCUGGGGUUGGCGUGUAUCCACAACAAGAGCACAUCCAGCCAAUGCUGCCACCCUGGGUCUACAAUGAUAACCUUGUCCCAGACAUGUUCAAGAAGGUUCUUGAAUUCACCAUGACUCCUGGAGGGAUAGACACAGCAAAGCUCUACCCCCUGCUGAUGUCAUCAGGUCUUCCAAGGGAGGCCCUGGGACAAAUCUGGGCUUCAGCCAACCGCACAACUCCAGGCAUGCUGACCAAAGAGGAACUCUACACUGUACUUGCUUUAAUUGCUGUGGCGCAGAGUGGACUUCCUGCUAUGAAUGUGGAAAUCCUCAGUCAAUUUCCGACUCCACCUGUUCCUAACCUUCCUGCCCUCGCAAUGACCAUGGCCCCAGUUAUGCCGCAGCACCAGCAGCAAAUGAUGACCCAGUCACCGGUUUCCAUGGCAAUGCCCAUAGCAGCGCAGACCAUGAUGCCAAUGACGCCUGCAGCUCCCGCUCAGCAGCCGACAAACACCAAUUUCAUUGCAACCUUUCCUCCCGCCCAGGGGACCAAAGCAGAAGAUGACGAGUUUCAGGAAUUCCAGGAGGCCCCGAAAACAGGAGGAGGUGACAAGCCUUUCUCUGAGUUUAAGGCUGACACAAGCACAAGUUUCCCUUCCAGCUUAUCUUCCCAACAACAAAGCAGUGCUCCUGCGAUGUUGACUCCAGUAACCGGUUCCUCCUCCGCUUCGGGCUCCUCCUUGGAUAAGUAUGCUGUCUUUAAACAACUAUCCGUGGAUCAGCCUGCCGAGCCAACUGCAUCAUCAACAGAUAUCGGCGACAAAUACAGCGUUUUUAGGCAGCUUGAACAGCCAGCUGACAGGAAACCUCUGGGCGAAGGAUUUGCCGAUUUCAAGUCUGUCAGCACUGAUGAUGGCUUCACAGACUUUAAAACCGCCGACAGCGUCUCUCCUCUAGAGGCCCCAGAACCGGCCAAGAUCUUCCAGCCUACUUUCCCUGCUUCUUUCCCUAACGCUCAUUCACUACAGCAGUUGCCACAACAGCAGCAGCAGCAACAACAAGCAGUACCUGUUUCUCAACCCAAAAAUCUUCUCAACAUGGCAGACCUGGACCUUUUCUCUUCUAUAGCUCCCUCUGUUUCUUCCUCUGUUACCAAGCCCAGUACCGUGCCCCCAGUGUCUGUGCCCCCUUCUUUAGUGCUGCUCCCAGGGGGCGCUAAACCUCCGGGAACAGGAGCAGAUGACUUUGGUGACUUUGCUCUGUUUGGCUCCUCCUCCGAUGCAUCUCAAGCUCCAACAGCAGGAGGAGCUACAGCUCCACAGCAGGACGACUUUGCAGACUUUAUGGCCUUUGGUAGCUCUGGUGGGGAGCCAAAGGCCGACAGCAGUGCUGGAGUCCAAAAUGAGACUUCUGGUCCUCAGCAGCAGAACUCCAGCAAAUAUGAUGUAUUCAAACAGCUUUCUCUGGAGGGAGGUCUGGCCUACGAUGACAAGAAGGAGAGCAGUGGCGGUUCAUUCUCCUCACUUAAAAGUGACACAGAUGACUUUGCAGACUUCCAGUCCUCAAAGUUCUGUACUGCACUUGGCGCCUCUGAAAAGACCCUGGUGGACAAAGUGGCGGCUUUCAAACAGGGCAAGGAAGACUGCGCCUCUGUGAAGUCUCUGGACCUGCCUUCUAUUGGAGGCAGCAGCGUUGGAAAGGAUGACUCAGAGGAUGCACUCUCAGUGCAGCUGGACAUGAAGCUCACAGACAUGGGUGGAGACCUGAAACACGUGAUGUCAGACAGUUCCCUGGAUUUGCCCGGUCUCUCUGCCCACCAGCCGCCUGCUUCAGAAGGAGAUGACAUGAAAUUUGACCCUUUCGGAACGUCAGGCAUCAGCACACUGACCAGUUACGACUGGACAGAGCAGGAGGAAAGUACGGCUGGCGAAGUCAGAAGACGACAAGGAUCUCCAUCUUUGUUCCCAGCACAGAGGAAGAACCUGACCUUCGGCAGCAGCGAGAAGAUCUCCACAGAAGACACUUCAUCUGCAGAGGAGAAGUUUGAAGCCUUCGCUGACUUUAGCACUGGCGAUCAGGCGGGAGAUGACGAUGAUUUUGGGAAUUUCGCAAGCACAGUUUCUGAGAACUCUGAGAAUACCGCUGACGCCGGAUCGGAGGGGAACACGAGCGAAGCAUCUGAUGAGUUUGGUGCCUUUCAAGGAGACAAACCCAAGUUCGGCAAGUCUGACUUCCUCAAAGCUAGUGCUCAAGCCAAGGUGAAAUCCAGCGAGGAGAUGAUCAAGAACGAACUGGCAACCUUUGACUUGUCCGUGCAAGGUUCACAUAAACGCAGUCACAGUUUGGGUGAGAAAGAGAUCGGCCGUUCUCCUCCGUCUUUAGCUCCCGAGCAGCCCUUCAGAGACAGAUCCAGCACCCUGAGUGAGAAGCCCGCGCUGCCCGUCAUUAGAGACAAAUACAAGGACCUGACGGGAGAGGUGGAGGAGAGCGAGCGCUACGCGUACGAGUGGCAGCGGUGUUUAGAAAGCGCCCUGGAGGUCAUCACCAAAGCCAACAACACCUUGAACGGUAUAAGCAGCUCUGCCGUCUGCACUGAGGUCAUCCAGUCAGCUCAGGGCAUGGAGUAUCUUCUGGGUGUGGUGGAAGUGUAUCGUGUCACCAGACGUGUUGAACUUGGCAUCAAGGCGACGGCGGUUUGCUCCGAGAAGCUGCAGCAGCUGCUGAAGGACAUCAGUCGUGUGUGGAACAACCUCAUGGGCUUCAUGUCACUCGCCAAGCUGGCUCCUGAUGAAAGCUCCCUAGAUUUCACCUCCUGUGUUCUGAGGCACGGCAUCAAGAAUGCCAAGGAGUUGGCCUGUGGUGUUUGUCUUCUUAAUGUGGAAGCUCGCAGCAAGAACAAAGAAGAGAGCACGAUCGGACGGCUAUUUAAACGCGCACUGACUAAAGACAAUGACAGGACGCUCAGGCAGCACCACACGGUGACGUGCAUCAGUGUGAGGAAGCGUGCGGCGCCGCAGGCUGCAUUUAGGCGUGUGGAGAUGAUGUCUGACUUCACGGUGCGUUGCAGCGCCUUAUUCGUAUGCAGUCGUUGCGUCUCCCCUCUGCUUCUGUGUGGGCGCCGAUGAUUCACUGCACAUGACUCAUUCCUUUCUCUCGCUCCUGCUCCCGAGUCUCACCGAGCGUGCAAACUCUUAGAAUGCGCAUCACACACAUUAGCAUCUUGUUACCGCUCACAGAGCUGCUGCGUGGUCCGGAGAUCACACGCGUCACAGGAGGAGGGGCACGUGGCUCUGACAUGUUUGGAAUCCUGCAGCUUCCCUGGCUUCUGUUGCCCUUAAACGGAUCAAUAUUCCCUUCAGCGUCCGUGGUAUUGAUGGAAAUGUCAGUGAGUUCUGCGACCUUUAUCACGCCGCUGCUCAACAGUCAACCCUUUGGUCAACCCGGACUUGGUUGGAGUAACUCCAGGUUGGGGGGGGGGCUUUAGUCAGAAAAUGAGUUUUCUUUAAAUGAUAUUCAAACUUGGGCAAAAGUUUAGGCUGUAAAUGGAUGAUUUUUUUUGUCUUGUUUAAUCGCAGAGUUAACUCGAUAUUGCUACUGAGAUCUUCCUUUCAGUUUAGAACUGAUUUUUUAAAAAAAUCCUCUGUUAACUCUGCUGUGCGACUGAACAAAAUAAGAAAACGAAUAUUGACAGCCCUGGAAACGUUGACCUGACAACCCCUGGCAUCCCACCGUCCGUCAUGUCACACAGCUCACGAUCCAUCCUGAAAGAGAAGUGGCCACCGCCCGCUUCACUACCAGGCUUAGAUAGUUUUGUUCUGUCACUCUGAGCACUUGUCAGCCUCCCCUGACAUUUCCAACCAAACAGCAGCACCACAUUUCUGGUCUACUCUGCCUGUAGUGGCGAGGGGACCAGUGUGUCCCGCAUCCUCAGCGGAGGAAAGUGGCUGUGCCUGAACGUUAAACUCCUGUC